AUGAAACAUAAUCUAACACAUGGUGCAGCUAUUGGUGGAGGUUUUGCUGUGAAUUCAUUAGUGGGAAUGACAACACUUGCUGGAAUUGUAAUUCAUGAAAUUCCACAUGAAAUGGGAGAUUUUGCUAUACUUUUAAAAUCAGGUUUUAAUCGUUGGGAAGCAACAAAAGCUCAACUUAUAACUGGUUUAGGAGGAGUUUUAGGCGCUGUAAUGGCACUUUAUUAUUCAAGUUCAAGUCAUAGUACUUUAUGGGUAUUACCUUUUACUAGUGGUGGUUUUCUUUAUGUAGCUCUUGUUAAAACAGUACCGGAUUUAUUAAAAGAAAAUGAUUUAUCACAUUCAUUUCGACAAUUUAUUGGUAUUAUUGGAGGACUUUCAAUAAUAUAUUUUAUUGUUCUUUAUAUUGGAUAA
Molecule: messenger RNA, 411 nt
Organism: Adineta steineri
Lineage: Eukaryota; Metazoa; Rotifera; Eurotatoria; Adinetida; Adinetidae
Source: the annotation of a GenBank genome assembly